Salvia hispanica is the source of this 507-nucleotide messenger RNA. RefSeq lists its product as uncharacterized. The record is from RefSeq and is a predicted model, not a curated record. NCBI's taxonomy places the organism in Eukaryota, Viridiplantae, Streptophyta, Magnoliopsida, Lamiales, Lamiaceae.
AUGGAUGACAUAGAAAAACAUAGAGAAAAUUCCGAUGCACCAAAGCUUGAGGAGGCCAAAGCAAAGGACAAGGACGAGGACGAGGACGCGGGCGUUGGGAGGUCGUACGAGUGCAGCUUCUGCAAGCGCGGCUUCACCAACGCUCAAGCCCUCGGCGGCCACAUGAACAUCCACCGGAAGGACAAGGCCAAGGCCAAGCAGAAGAACCAACAACAACAACACGAAACCUCGAAUAAGUCCAAAGAGAAUCCUAUGUUUAUGCAGCAGAAGGUAUCAUCAUCCCCUGAUCAUCCUCAUCAUCAUCACUACAAGCAGAUGAAUUAUCAAGUCUACUUGCCCUCGUCAAACCCUAGUUCUCGAGGCGGGAAUAGUUAUUCGCCUCUUUCAAGGCCGGAGGAGGCGGAUUUGUGGCUGAGGAUGGGAGCCUCGCCGGCUGGUGGUGGUGGAGGUAGCAAUGUGGAGGAGACUGAAGUGGAUUUGGAGCUCCGGCUUGGCCACGACAAGUGA